Molecule: messenger RNA, 2063 nt
Organism: Aspergillus pseudonomiae
Lineage: Eukaryota; Fungi; Ascomycota; Eurotiomycetes; Eurotiales; Aspergillaceae
Product: general substrate transporter
Exons: 1
Coding region: 157-1785 (542 amino acids)
Biological process (GO): carbohydrate transport; transmembrane transport
Cellular component (GO): membrane
Molecular function (GO): carbohydrate:proton symporter activity
Source: RefSeq, a predicted model, not a curated record
GACUAGAUAAAUCCCGGCGAUCCCCAAAAUGGUCCCCAGAUGAUCUUCUCAGGAAUGACUUUGUCCUCGUCCAGGUGCUUGUUUUGAUUUCCUCCCUCCUCUCUCGCCUGAUACCCAGUGAUAUCGGAUCGGUACAGUCGAGACACACAGUCAACCAUGUGGACAACCACCUCUGGCUUUCGGGGCCGCAAGCUCCGUUUGGCCAUCACCGUCACCGCCGUCCUCGGUUUUUCACUUUUCGGUUAUGAUCAGGGUUUGAUGUCCGGUAUUAUCGCCGGUACUGAGUUCACCAAAGAGUUCCACGCGCUAUACAUCCCCGAGGGCGCCACAGCGGCCUACUCCCAGCAUGUUUCGGUUCUUCAAGGCGCGGUCACGGCUUGUUACGAACUGGGUUGUUUCUUCGGUGCCAUUUUCACCAUGGUUUUCGGUGAACGGAUUGGUCGUACCCCUUUGCUGGUGGCCGGUGGUGUUAUCAUGGCCGUCGGUGCUAUCAUCUCCACUGCUUCUUUCGGUACUCACUGGGGUCUGGGCCAGUUCGUGGUCGGCCGUGUGAUUUCUGGUCUUGGAAACGGUAUGGAUACCGCCACCAUCCCGGUCUGGCAGUCGGAAUGCUCUAAGGCCCACAACCGUGGUUUCCUCGUCUGUUUUGAAGGUGCCAUUAUCGCCGUCGGCACGUUCGUCGCCUACUGGAUUGAUUUUGGUCUCUCGUACGUGGAUUCCUCAGUUCAGUGGCGGUUCCCCGUUGCCUUCCAGAUCCUCUUUGCCCUCUUGGUGACCGUCGGCGCUCUGAUGCUGCCCGAGUCUCCUCGGUGGUUUGUUAUGCGGGGAUAUGAUAAGGAGGCCUGUGAGGUGCUUAGUGCUAUUAAUGAUCUCCCUGCCGAUUCGGAGGAGGUGCUGGCCGAUUUCAACCUGAUGAAGGCCGACCUCGCUGCUACCGAAGGAAACAAGGCCAGCUGGAAAACGCUCUUCACCUUCGGCAAGACCCAGGAAUUCCAGCGUAUGAUGAUCGGCUGUUCUGGACAGUUCUUCCAGCAAUUUACCGGAUGUAACGCCGCUAUCUAUUAUUCUACCCUGCUGUUCGAGCAGAACCUGCACUUGGAGAAGCGUCUCUCUCUGAUUCUAGGUGGUGUCUUCGCUACCGUCUAUGCUCUUGCUACCAUCCCCUCCUUCUUUAUGAUUGAGAAGGUUGGCCGUCGUAAACUGUUCCUGAUUGGUUUCCUGGGUCAGGGUCUCAGUUUCAUCAUUACUAUGGGUUGCCUGAUUAAGGAGAAUGAGCAGAACGCCAAGGGCGCUGUCGUUGGUAUCUUCCUUUUCAUCGUCUUUUUCGCCUUCACGACUCUCCCCUUGCCCUGGAUCUACCCUCCCGAGAUCAACCCGCUCCGUACCCGUACCUCAGCGGCCGCUGCUUCGACCUGCACGAACUGGAUUUGCAACUUUGCCGUCGUGAUGUUCACGCCGGUCUUCUCCACUGCUAGUCCCUGGGGUAUUUACCUCUUCUUCGCCUUGGUCAACUUCUGUGCCGUGCCGUUCGCCUGGUUCUUCUACUGUGAAACCGCUGGCCGUGCUCUGGAGGAGAUUGACAUCAUCUUCGCCAAGGCCCAUGUGGAAGGCAAAUGGCCUUACCAGAUUGCCGAAACCAUGCCCAAGCUCACCCCUCAGCAGAUGGCUCAGAUGGCGACCGAGCUAGGCUUGGAUGUGUCCGGGCAGCCUGCCGCAUUUGAAACCGAGAAGGCUGAGCUCGCCCUCAGCAGUGGCGAGAGCCAGGAAAAACAGACUGCUAAUUAGUUUCGCUGUUUUAUAUAACAGAUGAGAACCAUGUACCGGCGGACCGUUUGCUUUGGGAGUUCCAACCUGGAGACGGAACGCCUGAGGUCGUGGCAUCAUGGCCACUGCGCUGGAUAGUCCGCGAGUGGUUUCCAUUGUCUUACUCAUACCCCCAUCGUUAUUAUUUUUUAUAUUAUUCAUGCAUAUAUGCCUAUAUAUGUUUGCUUUCAUAAUGUCCAUAGAUUUUCACAUUUGUGAUACCGAUACUAAAUGGUCAAUUUUAUUCGAUUAAUGUGACA